AUGAAACAUCUAAAAAGAAUUUCCCAUACAUAUUAUGCAUCGAUCCUGAAGUUACAUGUUAGAUCAUCUAAAAAGAUACAAAAUGAAGAAGAUAAUGAAUCUUCUAUAUCUUCUGAUAAUUCUUCAGAAUAUAUUGAUAAUGUAGAAGGCGUCUCAUAUGAUAAUGUUUCAGAAUAUAUUAAUACAGAAAGUGUUGCUUUGAUGGAAGACGUCUCGUAUGAUAAUGUUUCAGAAUAUAUUAAUACAGAAAGUGUUACUUUAGCUAUUGAAGAAAAACUGAAGGUAGAGAGCUCUAACAGUUAUAUCUUAUCAGAAAUAAUAAUAAAUGAAAUCAAUUAA
Messenger RNA from Funneliformis caledonium, 339 nucleotides. NCBI's taxonomy places the organism in Eukaryota, Fungi, Glomeromycota, Glomeromycetes, Glomerales, Glomeraceae. The record is from the annotation of a GenBank genome assembly.